GGCACAGUUUCACUCGGAUUCAGGUUCCGCCAGGGCUGGAGUGUUUGGAGGGAAAAUGCCAGUCGUCGUCGUCGUCGUCGUCGAGGCCGUUCCCAAGAUCUGUUACCGCCAACCGUCGGCAAGACAGUCCGGUGCUCCAGACUCCAGCCGAACGUCGUCGAGUGAGGGUUCGUGUGUGCUGUGCGAUCCGAGUUCAUCCCCAAGAAGCGUUUCACCAGCCCAUCAGUCGUGUGGCUUUUUGGACGUGCAACUGGCGCAAACGCAAGCCCUCCAGAAGUGAAGGGAGCAAAAACAGUUUUAAAGAGCUAGAAGUGGCCGGUUGGAGCAAACGAAGGUUUGCUUGUGUGUUUGUGUGUUUGAGUGUAUGUGCGACCGUUGCGAUUCAACCUCAAAACAUAAAGUGCAUUCGGGAGAAAGAGAGAGCGAGGGAGAGCGUGCGUGUGUGUGUGUUGGUGUGCAAGAAUUACGGUGAAUGUGCAUCGGAAUUGCAUUGCCAAACCGCAUCAGCCUUGCCGUAGCGGGAUUCUUGUCUAAGAGCGGGUGUGUUUUGCUGCUGCUGUUUGUGCCAGUGUGUGUCGGUUGGUUGGCUGCACUUGUGCUGCGUCGCCGUGUUUAUGAGCGUAUAUUUGCAUAGUGCAGAAUUUUGUUGGCGUGUUGCGCCAAGUGCAUCUGGGUGCUGGACUGCAGGCUGAACGGGGGUGGCCAUUCCGGUUUUAUUUUUCUCGGAGAGCGGCCAGCAAGGGUAAGGUGUUGACGAAUUGUGCAAUUGCCCACCCACCCAGCUGAAGAGGCUUGUUGCGCGUGUCGCUUACUGGUGUGUGAGUGUCGAGUGUGUUUGUAUUUUGUGUUUGUUCCACGAGUUGUUAUUAUUUUGGUGUUGGCGUUCCAGUUGUCUGUGCCUGCGGUUCAGUGUUUUUUACUGCAUUUUCGUGCUAAUCGUUCGCCCAGUUCGUGGAGCGAGCCUUUGCUGCCAACAAUCGUGCCGAGAGAGUCCACGGGAGGUUAGAAUUCAGAAUAGAAGUGCGUGUGUGUGUGUGUGUAUCGGUCUGUGUACUGUUAACAGCCCACUCCCUCUAGUAAACACACACAAUCACAAAUAAAUCCAAACGCGCCUAAGUCGUGCCAGGCAAAUCGCCCUUUUGCUUUGACAUUCUACCCCGCUCAGCGCAGCGUCGGUGCCGUGACCAGGAUCCGUGGUCGCGAUCGGAAUUUUAAGGCUUUCCGCAGCAGGCUUUGACGGAUUCUCAGCAACGCGGUGCACCGAAACCGAAGAACAAACGAACGAUCAAGGAAUGUUAAGCAGCUUCUAGCCGAAGAUUGUGUCUAGAUGAUGUAAAAAAUUGGUACGCGAAUUCGUCCAACACCUGCUCUAGCUAGACACACUUAACCUUAAGUUCGGCAGGAUGGCGCUCCGAUUGCGCAAGGAUGUGCAGAAAGCGUCCUAUUACGUGUGGUUCCUGGGUGCGCAGGAAGCAAAGGCACUGCGAGGCACCCGCUCGCUACUGCCGAUGAUACCGCGCAUGGUGGAGAAAUCCAAGGAACAGGAACCGUUGAAGGUUACGCUGCAGGUUUCACACAAAGGAUUGAAAAUUGUGCAGGGUUCGGCAAAACACUUUAUCCCCCACGGAGCGAUCACUUGCUCGGUGCAGACGGAAGACAUCGUCGCCUGUACGCUGCUGCUGUACAAUCCGGCCACCAAAUGUCCGCUGCACGUUCAUGCAUAUCGGUGCGACUCGGAGCUAACCGCACAGGCCCUGCACGAUCAGCUGCAGGUGCUGAUCAACAGACCGGAAAACCAGAAGCGAUUCACCGAACUGGAAGCACGGCUCGGUUUGGCGGCCCAGCUAACCGGGGGUCCGGGCGGCAAUGGUGGUGGACCACCGCCCGGUGCGGCACUACCGAUUAUGGAUGGCCCGGGAAGGAAGCGGAUGCCACGGCGGUUCGAAUCGCCCCGUCGCUUUCCGGACUCGUCGCAUGGGAGUGAUACGGGCACGGCCAGCACCCGGGAGUCGGAGUGUUCCGAGGAGCAGCAGCAUUCGCCAACGUCCGGUCCAGUAUCGCCCCUGAUCAGUCAGUCGAAGCUGUACGAUUCGCUGGCAGCCGAACUGCGGGAGAAGCUAAGCGGAGGAGUUCCGCUACUGCUGCCUACGAAGGAUCCGGAACAUAAGAAGGAAGCCGUCCACAGUUCUAACGAUGCAUCAGCAAGACGGAUUCGCAACGGAUGCUUGACCGGGUCCAUCACGCCAUCUACCGGCGUUAACCAGAAGCAUGGCGUAUCGUCUCGUGGCUCUUCCGGCAUCGGGUCGGAUCUGGCCCCGAGCCCGGAACGACACGAUCCACAAAGCUCCAGCGAGGACGAAUGGGUAAACGAUCAAGAACCAACACUGAAUAGCAACUCCCAUCAUCAUGCCGGUGGCCGACCGGUCGAGCGCUACCUGGACGAUCAGCCAGUAACACGCAUGAGCAAGUACCGUGACGCUCCACCACCAACAACGUACCUCUACCCGAACGUACGCGACGAACCGACCCGUGCACGACAUCAGCGAUCGUCUAGCCGCGAAGAGGAUCGCAGUCUGCAGGGAUCUGUCAAUUCGCGCGAGGAGGAAGUGAAGCCAAUCAUCACCAACCAUACACCCCGGUAUCGCAAUCCAUACAAGCCAGCGGACGGGUACGGGCUGGAAGAGCGCAAGAAGAAAAUCACAAUCGAGGACAAGUACGUGGACGAACGUGACGUCGGUGGUCGAAGAAGUGGUCGAUAUCCGGCAGUGGAGGAUCGCGUCGUAGAGCAUCGUGGUGAUGAUGAGUUCCAGUACGGGAAGCCGCCACCAGCAACACAACCCGACACGAGACGCUACUUCGAGGAAGAGUACGAUCGUGACCGUUAUCGUGAGAACUUGACCGAUCGGCAGAAGUAUCGAGAUGUAUCGGCGAACGAGGGCAGUAAAUAUCGGGCCAGCAAGGAGUACGGUCGUCGCGGACCGGCGCAGGUGGCGUACGCCGACCGGGCUGACUAUCGUGAAUACUCACCGGAACGCAUCCCACCGAUGGUGUCGGGACGUGGGAAAUAUGCCGCAGCUCAGGACCAUUUCGGUGAGCGACAGGAUUUCAAGGUAGAGCGUGAAUCGUAUCACCGUUCACCACCGACGCACGCGAAAACCGAUCGGAUGAGGUACGGUCAUGAGGAUGCACACGAUAGCGUCGAUAGACGGCAGAUGUACCGAUCGGUGGCACCGGAAGAGGAAGCGUAUCGCGAGGAACGACGCUUCGGAGGGCACGAAGAAGCGCCGAAACGCAGCAGCUAUAAGCUGGCGGACAAGUACGAGGAACGCUGGAGACAGGAGAUGUCCGGUGGGUAUGGAGAUAUGGAACCGUCGACCGGCGGGCGCCGCUAUCAUCGUGAGGAGCCGAAACACGUGCAACCACCACCACAGACCCAGCCGGACUCGUGGAAACCGGAACCGCGAAAGAAGUCGGUCGAGAUACGCACCAGCUCACCCGAAUCGACCAUGCACCGUAUCUCGCCCAAGGAUCGGUUCCAGACGGCGAAGGAGAAAUUCCAACAGAUGGAACGCGAACGCCACGAGCAGGAACGGCUCGAGCAGGAACGUUUGGAGCGCGAACGGCUGCUGCACAGUAAGCGGGCAGUAGAACAUGCGCCCGCACCACGCCGUGGAUCGUUAGAACCGGCCGCUGUCAGUUCGCACGAAAGCAAUGGGUGGAGUUCGGACGAGGAACUACCGCCGAGAGGACAUCCACGCUCGAACGGUAGCCUGAACGGAUCGGGAGUUAAUGAAGCGAUCAGAGGUCCGGGCGGCUAUCGGGAACUAUCGCCGGAAGAGCGUUACCCGGGGCUGGACCGCGAACCUCGCGAACGCCGCAUGAUGCCGGCCAAGAGUCUUACGAAUCUGGUGAAAGGAUAUCGCCACAGCUAUGCAGAGCCACGUCCACCGCCCGUAUCGCGCAGCAGCGGUCGGGUCGGGUUGGCCGCCGUUAAUCCGUACUAGUAAGGGAAGCAGCUCAAACGAUGAGUCAGUAGAGAUAGGUAGUAAGCAGUAGACGGGUUCUCGCCCCAGAGAGACAGAGCCCGAACAACAAAUACUCUCCCGUACGUAGGAUGUAGCCGUUAUGUGUAGACUUAUUAAAUGCGUUUUUUUUUCUUUUUGGUUUUCAAUGUGCCUUAUAGUGUUUAUGGUUUGAAGCAUAUCUUUAGCCACCGGUGCGGUGCGGUGGACAAUGUACAUUGCUGCGGUUCUAUUACAAUAUGAAGAAUUUUUAAGAAAUAAAAUCACAUUAUAGCCGAA
Molecule: messenger RNA, 4301 nt
Organism: Anopheles stephensi (Asian malaria mosquito)
Lineage: Eukaryota; Metazoa; Arthropoda; Insecta; Diptera; Culicidae
Exons: 6
Coding region: 1404-4004 (866 amino acids)
Source: RefSeq, a predicted model, not a curated record